AUGAAGUUUUUCCAUGCAAACAUGUUGAAACGAUACUUUGAUCGUUCUAAUAUUGGUUCUUCAGUUGUAGGUAUAGCAGGGGUUGCUGUUAUAGAUCUCCAGAGUGAAGAGAGUGAAGAGAGUGAAAUCGAGUUUGAUUCUGUGGGAGAAAGAGAUAUGUUGAUAGAAACUCCUUCCUCUAAAGAGAAAGAAUCUUUUUCAGUAUUAGCAAACUUAUUCUUACGGUUACGUCAAGCUCAUUUGACAGUAAAACCUAAUAAAUGUUGUUUUGCAUUUCGAAGUACUGAGUGUCUUGGUCAUAUUGUAGGUGAAGGCUGUCUGCAACCUGUGCCUGACAAGUUGGAUGCUAUUCGAGAAGCUGAGAGACCUAUGACAAAGAAGCAAACUGACAAUAGUGAAGUUGGGAUAGGUGGUAUUCUAUUACAGGAAGAAGAUGGGGUCAAGAAACCAGUAGCUUAUGCUAGUAGAAAAUUAAAGAAAGCAGAACUUAAUUAUGCUACAAUAGAAAAAGAAUGUUUAGCCCUUGUAUGGGGUGUUCUCAAGUUUCAGAGUCACAUUAUCUCGAUGAAUAUAGACCAAAACAGCCAGUGUGCAACUGUUACUGAUAAACAAGCCAAUGUUUACAACUACAAGGUGUCCAUGUUGAACGAUUAUCUGGUCUCAUUUGAUGAGUUUGACCAUGCAAAGUUAAAACAUUAUCACAAGCUUGAGGGGUAUACUAUGCAACAAGACGGAUACGUGCUGGAUGUCACAUGUGCUGAUUACAGUAAUGGCCAUAUUGCUUUAAAGAGCCACGUUAAACCCCGGACAUGUGAAAAAGAUCCUGUAUCAAAAUUGUCAUUCUAUAGUUCUUGGAUAAUAGUCAAAAUUGAUGAAGGAUCCACUUCCUGUGUACUUUCAGCCUAUUGUUUAUGUAGAGGAGGUAUGGAUGGAUGUUGUCGGCAUGUAACUGCAACAUUAUUUGAAGUGCUUGAUUUUACACAAGACUUCAAUAAAAAGAGUUGCACAUCAGGCCCCUGCCAGUGGACUCGCCGUGCAAGUGAGGCAGCAAAGUUAUCACAGCCAAUCCCAGCAACAGAUCUUAACACUUCUUUAUUGCAGACAGGACAAGAGAUUCCAAGACCAUGCAGCUUUCAGAGUUUGCCAGCUACAUUCAAUAUGCCAAAUCCAGAUGAAUUCCUUUCAAAAGUACAGACUCUCUAUCCAAAGGCUUGUAUUUUGGACACAAAAUUUGUUCGUCAAAUCAAGACAAAUGUCACACCUGUCCUUGGGGUAAAAACACCAAUGGAGAAGCUGGCAUCAUUCCUUGAAACACACACAUGUAUUGUUGAAAACUGUUUCUGUUCAAACAUUUUCAUACAUUACCAUCUUUGCUAUUCCCAAAGUGAGCAACAGCAUGUUGAAAUGUGUACAAGAGGACAAGCAAACAAUAAUAAUUGGCACAGAAUGAGGAAAGGACUUAUAACUGCAUCUAAGUUUAAAUUAGUGUGUUCAUCAACAAAUGAAACCAAAACAGGCGAAAGUUUACUAAGAGAUCCGUUCCUUAACUCUGUUCCACAAUCCAUAGAGUUUGGUAGAAAGUAUGAGAAUAAAGCUCGGGAUAUGUUCUUAAAGUCUCAUAGAUUUAGACACAGGCAGUGUAAAUUAUUUGUACCAGGUCUAGUUUUAUGUGAUGACGACAAAUGCUCCUUCUUGGGUUGCUCACCAAAUGGAAUUGUAGUCUGUAAGAUCUGUGGCAAAUUUUUGCUUGUAGUGAAAUGUUCAUUUAAGUACAAGUGUUUCCACCCACGAAAUGCUUUGAAAAAGUCCUCUAUUUGUGAAGAAGAUGAAAAUGCCAAAUUAAAUCUUAAGACAUCUCAUCCUUAUCACUGCCAGAUUUAA
Molecule: messenger RNA, 1881 nt
Organism: Mercenaria mercenaria
Lineage: Eukaryota; Metazoa; Mollusca; Bivalvia; Venerida; Veneridae
Exons: 7
Coding region: 1-1881 (626 amino acids)
Source: RefSeq, a predicted model, not a curated record